CCACUCGCACCACUCCAACGACUCCUGCCACCCAAACGCUUCCAAAGGCGCCGUGGCCCUGCCGGGACCCGGCGGCGGCGAGCAGCGAGGCGGCCCUAGGGGCACGGAGCAGGUAUUGAUGUCAAGUUGGACCAUUAUUGAAAAUUAGAAGUCUUAAAAAGAAGACCUGAUAAAGUCAUUGGACUACAUUGAAGCUCAGCAAAAAUGGCCAAAUAUGGAGAACACGAGGCCGGGCCUGAUGAUGGGCAGAACGAGUUCAGUGACAUCAUUAAGUCCAGAUCUGAUGAACACAAUGACGUACAGAAGAAAACCUUUACCAAAUGGAUAAAUGCUCGAUUCUCAAAGAGUGGAAAGCCGCCUAUCAGUGAUAUGUUCACAGACCUCAAAGAUGGAAGGAAGCUGUUGGAUCUUCUAGAAGGCCUCACAGGAAUAUCACUGCCAAAGGAACGUGGCUCCACAAGGGUGCAUGCUUUAAAUAAUGUCAACAGAGUGUUGCAGGUUUUACAUCAGAACAAUGUGGACUUAGUGAAUAUAGGAGGAACCGACAUCGUAGAUGGAAAUCACAAACUGACUUUGGGAUUACUUUGGAGCAUCAUUUUACACUGGCAGGUAAAAGAUGUCAUGAAAGAUAUCAUGUCAGACCUGCAGCAGACAAAUAGUGAGAAGAUCCUGCUGAGCUGGGUGCGCCAGUCCACCAGGCCCUACGGCCAGGUCAACGUCCUUAACUUCACCACAAGCUGGACAGACGGACUCGCCUUUAAUGCCGUGCUUCACCGACACAAACCUGACCUCUUCAGCUGGGACAGAGUUGUUAAAAUGUCCCCAAUUGAGAGACUUGAACAUGCCUUCAGCAAGGCUCAGACUUAUUUGGGAAUUGAAAAGCUGUUAGAUCCUGAAGACGUUGCUGUUCAGCUUCCUGACAAGAAAUCCAUAAUUAUGUAUUUAACAUCUUUGUUUGAGGUGCUACCUCAGCAAGUUACUAUAGAUGAUAUCCGUGAAGUAGAAACACUUCCAAGGAAAUAUAAGAAGGAAUGUGAAGAAGGAGAAAUUAAUAUUCAGAGUGCAGCGCCGGAGGAGGAGCGUGAGAGUCCCCGAGCUGAAACCCCCAGCACUGUCACCGAGGCCGACAUGGAUCUGGACAGCUAUCAGAUAGCACUGGAGGAAGUGCUGACCUGGUUACUGUCUGCUGAGGAUACCUUCCAGGAGCAGGGUGACAUUUCUGAUGAUGUCGAAGAAGUCAAAGACCAGUUUGCAACCCAUGAAGCAUUUAUGAUGGAGCUGACUGCACACCAGAGCAGUGUGGGCAGUGUCCUGCAGGCGGGAAACCAGCUGAUCACCCAGGGAACUCUGACAGACGAAGAGGAGUUUGAGAUUCAGGAGCAAAUGACCUUGCUGAAUGCGAGAUGGGAGGCACUCAGGGUGGAGAGUAUGGACAGACAGUCCCGGCUGCAUGAUGUGCUGAUGGAGCUACAGAGGAAACAGCUGCAGCAGCUGUCUGCCUGGCUGACCCUCACAGAAGAACGCAUCCAGAAGAUGGAAGCUUGCCCCCUGGAAGAUGACUUACAGUCCGUACAGAAGCUGCUAGAAGAACAUAAAAGUUUGCAAAACGAUCUUGAGACUGAACAGGUGAAAGUAAAUUCAUUAACUCACAUGGUGGUAAUUGUUGAUGAAAACAGUGGUGAGAGUGCUACAGCUGUUCUAGAAGAUCAAUUACAGAAACUUGGUGAGCGUUGGACAGCAGUAUGCCGUUGGACUGAAGAACGUUGGAAUAGGUUACAAGAAAUCAAUAUAUUGUGGCAAGAGUUAUUGGAAGAACAGUGCUUGUUGAAAGCUUGGCUAACUGAAAAAGAAGAGGCUUUAAAUAAAGUCCAGACGAGUAACUUCAAAGACCAGAAGGAACUAAGCAUCAGUAUUCGACGGCUGGCUAUUUUGAAAGAAGACAUGGAAAUGAAGCGUCAAGCACUGGAUCAGUUAAGUGAAAUUGGCCAGGAUGUGGGUCAAUUACUUGAUAAUCCCAAGGCAUCUAAGAAGAUCAACAGUGACUCAGAGGAACUGACUCAGAGAUGGGAUUCUCUAGUUCAGAGACUAGAAGAUUCCUCCAACCAGGUGACUCAAGCUGUAGCAAAGCUGGGGAUGUCCCAGAUUCCGCAGAAGGACCUUUUGGAGACUGUUCGCAUAAGAGAACAAGUAACGACAAAAAAGUCUAAGCAAGAGCUGCCUCCUCCUCCUCCCCCAAAGAAGAGACAGAUCCACGUGGAUAUGGAAGCUAAGAAAAAGUUUGAUGCUGUAAGUGCGGAGCUGCUGAACUGGAUUUUGAAAUCCAAGACUGCCAUUCAGACAACAGAGAUAAAAGAAUAUAAAAAGAUGCAAGAGACUUCAGAACUGAAAAAGAAGCUGAAGGAAUUAGAAAAAGAACAGACAGAAAGAAGCCCUAAACUGGAUGAAUUAAGCCAAACCGGACAAAUCCUUUUGGAGCAAAUGAGAAAAGAAGGUCUUCCUGCUGAAGAAAUAAAAAAUAUUCUGGAGAAGGUUUUAUCAGAAUGGAAGAAGCUAUCCCAGCAUUUGGAAGAUCUGGCAAGAAAGAUUCAGCUACAGGAAGAAAUAAAUGCUUAUUUUAAGCAGCUUGAUGAGCUUGAAAAGACCAUAAAGAAAAAGGAAGUGUGGAUAAAACAUGCUUCCUUUUCAGAACCUCCCCAGCAGUCCUUGCCAAGUUUGAAAGACUCCUGUCAGCGGGAGUUAACAAGCCUCCUGGACCUCCACCCUAAAAUUGAAAUGCUACUUGCGAGCUGCUUGGCCCUGAAGUCUCAGCCUUCUGCUCCAGAUUUUAUCCAGCAGAGCCUAGAUAGUGUUCUGGGCCGCUACCAAGCUUUGAAACAGGAUUUAGAGGAUCGUCAGCAACAGCUAGAGAAUGAACUGAAGAGCCAACCUGGAUGUGAAUAUCUGGAAACACUGAAAACCCUGAAAGAUGUGCUGAACGAUUCAGAAAAUAAGGCCCAGGCUUCCCUGAGUGUGUUGAAUGAUUUUGCAAAGGUGGAGAAGACCCUGCAAGAAAAAAAGGCUCUUGAUGAAAUUCUCGAGAAUCAAAAACCUACAUUAUAUAAACUUGCAGAGGAAACAAAGGCUUUGGAGAAGAAGGCUCCUCCUGAUGUAAAAAAUACGUAUAGGCAGGAGUUUGAUGCCGUUGAAGGAAAAUGGAAUAAACUGAAGACCAAAGUUUCCAAAGAUCUGCUUUUGCUUGAAGAGAUUACACCCAAACUCAGGACUUUUGAGACUGAUGCAGAUGCCAUCGCGAAGUGGAUGGAUGGUGUGAAAGACUUCUUAAUGAAAGAGCAGGCUGCCCAAGGGGACGCCGAUGGGCUGCAGAGGCAGCUUGACCAAUGUUCUGCCUUUGUUAAUGAAAUAGAAGCAGUUGAAUCCUCUCUGAAAGACAUGAGAGAAAUAGAGGCUAACCUUCGAAGCUGUCCAGUUGCCGGAAUCAAAACCUGGGUGCAGUCAAAACUCUCUGACUACCAAACCCAAUUGGAGAAAUUUAGCAAGGAGAUUGCUAUUCAAAAAAAUAGAUUGUCCGAAAGCCAGGAAAAAGCAGUGAACCUGAAGAAAGACUUGGCGGAGAUGCAGGAAUGGAUGGCCCAAGCUGAAGAAGAAUACCUGGAGAGGGAUUUUGAAUACAAGUCACCAGAAGAACUUGAGAAUGCUGUGGAAGAAAUGAAGAGGGCAAAAGAGGAUGUGUUGCAGAAGGAGGUGAGAGUGAAGAUUCUCAAGGACAACAUCAAGUUAUUAGCUACAAAAGUGCCCUCUGGUGGCCAGGAGUUGACGUCUGAGCUGAACAUCGUGCUGGAGAAUUAUCAACUUCUUUGCAACAGAAUUCGGGGAAAGUGCCACACGCUAGAGGAGGUGUGGUCUUGUUGGAUUGAACUGCUUCAUUAUCUGGACCUGGAAACCACCUGGUUAAACACUUUGGAAGAGCGGUUAAAGAGCACAGAAGCUCUGCCCGAGAAAGCAGAGGCUGUCAAUGAAGCCCUUGAGUCUCUGGAAUCCGUUUUGCGCCACCCAGCAGAUAACCGCACCCAGAUUCGGGAACUUGGCCAGACUCUGAUUGAUGGAGGGAUUCUUGAUGACAUAAUCAGUGAGAAAUUGGAGAUGUUUAAUAGCCGAUAUGAAGAACUGAGCCACUUGGCAGAGAGCAAGCAGAUUUCCUUGGAAAAGCAACUGCAGGUCCUGCGGGAAACUGACCACAUGCUUCAGGUCUUGCAGGAGAGCUUAGCAGAACUGGACAAGCAGCUCACCACUUACUUGACUGAUAGGAUAGACGCCUUCCAAGUUCCACAGGAAGCACAGAAAAUCCAAGCAGAGAUCUCAGCCCAUGAACUAACUCUAGAAGAGCUGAGAAGAAACACGCGCUCUCAGCCCUCGACCUCCCCAGACGGCAGGACUGCUAGAGGAGGCUCUCAGAUGGAUGUGCUUCAGAGAAAACUUCGAGAGGUAUCCACAAAGUUCCAGCUCUUCCAGAAGCCUGCUAACUUUGAGCAGCGAAUGCUUGAUUGCAAGCGAGUGCUGGAUGGGGUGAAAGCAGAACUGCACAUUCUGGAUGUGAAGGAUGUGGACCCAGAUGUCAUACAGACCCACCUGGACAAGUGCAUGAAACUCUAUAAAACUUUGAGUGAAGUCAAGCUUGAAGUAGAGACAGUAAUCAAAACAGGAAGGCACAUUGUCCAGAAGCAACAAACUGAUAAUCCCAAAGGGAUGGAUGAGCAACUGACUUCUCUGAAGGUCCUCUACAAUGACUUGGGUGCCCAGGUGACAGAGGGAAAACAAGAUCUGGAAAGAGCAUCACAGUUGGCCCGGAAGAUGAAGAAAGAGGCUGCUUCUCUCUCUGACUGGCUUUCUGUUACAGAAGCUGAAUUGGUACAGAAAUCCACUUCAGAAGGUUUGCUUUGUGACUUGGAUACAGAAAUUUCCUGGGCUAAAAAUGUUCUAAAGGAUCUGGAAAAGAAAAAAGCUGAUUUAAAUACUAUCACAGAGAGUAGUGCUGCCCUUCAGAACUUGAUAGAGGGCAGCGAGACUAUUUUAGAAGAGAAGCUCUGUGUUCUUAAUGCUGGAUGGAGCCGAGUUCGCACCUGGACUGAGGAUUGGUGCAAUACCUUAAUGAGCCAUCAGAACCAGCUGGAAAUAUUUGAUGGAAAUGUUGCUCACAUAAGUACCUGGCUUUAUCAAGCUGAAGCUCUGUUGGAUGAGAUUGAAAAAAAACCAGCAAGUAAACGGGAAGAAAUUGUGAAGCGGUUAGUAUCUGAGGUGGAUGAUGCUAAUCUCCAAGUUGAAAAUGUCCGUGACCAAGCCAUUAUUUUGAUGAGUGCUCGUGGAGGCUCAAGUAGAGAGCUUGUAGAACCAAAGUUAGCUGAACUGAAUAGAAACUUUGAAAAGGUGUCUCAACAUAUCAAAAGUGCCAAAUUGCUAAUUGACCAGGAACCGUUAUCAUACCAGUACUUGGUGGGCACAGAGACAUUUGAAGCUUGUGCACCUUCCUCUGACUUGGACAGAUUAGAAAGUGACAUACAGAAUAUGUUAAAUAUUGUGGAGAAACACUUGGAAUCCAGUGAUGGAGAUGAAAAGAUGGACGAGGAGAGAGCCCAGAUUGAGGAAGUCCUUCGAAGAGGAGAACAAAUGUUACGUCAGCCUAUGGAGGAUAGUACUAAAGAAAAGACCCGUUUGCAGUUAGUGCUUCUGCGCACAAGAUACAACAAAGUGAAGGCAAUCCCUACUCAACAGAGAAAAACAGUUCAACUCGCUUCUAGAGUUAGAUCCUCGCCUCUUCCCGCAGAUUACCUUGUUGAAAUUAACAGAGUUUUACACUCCAUGGAUGAUAUUGAGUUGUCACUUAAUACUCCAGAGCUGAACACUGCUGUCUAUGAAGAUUUCUCUUUUCAGGAAGAUUCUCUAAAGAAUAUCAAAGACCAACUGGACAAACUUGGAGAGCAGAUUGCAGUCAUUCAUGAGAAGCAACCAGACAUUAUCCUUGAAGCUUCUGGACCUGAAGCUAUUCAGAUUGGGGAUACGCUUACUCAGUUGAAUGCAAAAUGGGACAGAGUUAAUAGAAUGUACAAUGAUCGUAAAGGUUAUUCUGACAGGGCUGUGGAAGAGUGGAGACAGUUCCACAGUGACCUAAAUGACCUCACACAGUGGAUAACCGAAGUCGAGCAGUUGCUGGUUGACACCUGUGCUCCAGAUGGCAGCCUGGAUUUAGAGAAAGCCAGGAGACAUCAGCAGGAACUCGAAGAGGGCGUCAGCAGCCACCAGCCCAGUUUUGCAGCCCUGAACAGAACUGGGGACGGCAUUGUACAGAAACUUUCCCCCACAAAUGGAAGCUUCUUGAAAGACAAGCUGGCCGGUCUAAACCAACGCUGGAGUGUCGUGGCUGCAGAAGUGAAGGCUAGGCAGUCAAGGCUAAAAGGAGAAAGUAAGCGGGCGAUGGAAUAUAGGAAAAGGCUAGAUGAGAUUAUCUGCUGGGUAACAAAGGCCGAGAAUGCCAUACAAAAGAAAUCAACCACCGAGCUGGAGGAAAACCUGCAAGAGCUGACAGAUUUAACCCAGGAGAUGGAAGUUCAAGCUGAUAAACUCAAAUGGCUGAAUAGAACUGAAUUGGAAAUGCUUUCAGAUAAGAGUCUGAGCUUACAAGAAAGAGAUAAAAUUUCAGAAAGCUUAAGAAAUGUCAAUACGACAUGGAAUAAGAUAUACAGGGAACUGCCCACUGCAUUAAAGGAAUGCAUCCAGGAAUCCAGUUCUGUUUCACAGACAAGGACCGCUGCUCCUCCUAGUGUCCAAAAGGUGGUGCUAGUAUCAUCCGUGCCAGAUAUCCCUGUUCAGUCUCACCGCACUUCUGAAAUUUCGAUUCCCGCUGAUCUGGAUAAAACUAUAACAGAGCUAGCUGACUGGCUGCUAUUGAUUGACCAGAUGCUAAAGUCCAAUAUCGUCACGGUUGGGGACAUAGAAGAGAUCAAUAAGACAGUUUCCCGAAUGAAAAACACAAAAGCCGACUUAGAACAGCGCCGUCCUCAACUGGAUUACGUUUUUACAUUGGCGCAGAAUUUGAAAAAUAAAGCUUCCAGUUCUGAUGUGAGAACAGCAAUCACAGAAAAAUUGGACAAGGUCCAGAGCCAGUGGGACAGCACUCAGCAUGGUGUGCAGUCCCGGCAGCAGCAGCUGGAGGACAUGAUCAUGGACAGUCUGCAGUGGGAUGACCAUCGGGAAGAGACUGAGGAGCUUAUGAGGAAGUACGAGGCUCAACUCUAUAUUCUUCAGCAAUCCCGCAGGGAUCCACUUAUCAAACAGAUUUCUGAUAACCAAGUAUUACUUCAGGAAAUGGGCCCCGGUGAUGGUAUCGUAAUGGCGUUCGAUAACGUCCUGCAGAAAUUGCUGGAGGAGUAUAGCAGGGAUGACACAAGGAAUGUGAAAGAAACCACUGAGUACUUAAAAUCAUCAUGGAUCAAUCUAAAACAAAGCAUUGCUGACAGACAGAGUGCCCUGGAGGCUGAGCUGAGAACAGUGCAGGCCUCGCGUAGGGACCUGGACAACUUCCUCAAGUGGAUACAAGAAGCAGAAACCACAGUUAACGUGCUUGCAGAUGCCUCUCAGCGGGAGAAUGGUCUUCAGGACAAUACCAUGGCCAGAGAGCUCACACAGCAGAUGCAGGACAUCCAGGCGGAAAUUGAUGCCCAUAAUGACAUAUUUAAAAGCAUUGAUGGAAACAGGCAGAAGAUGGUAAAAGCUUUGGGAAAUUCUGAAGAAGCUACUAUGCUUCAACAUCGACUAGAUGAUAUGAACCAAAGAUGGAAUGACUUGAAAGCAAAAUCUGCUAGCAUCAGGGCCCAUUUGGAGGCCAGCGCUGAGAAGUGGAACAGGCUGCUGACAUCUUUAGAAGAACUGAUCAAAUGGCUGAACGUGAAAGAUGAAGAGCUUAAGAAGCAGAUGCCCAUUGGAGGGGAUGUUCCCACCUUACAGCUCCAGUAUGACCAUUGUAAAGCACUGAGGCGUGAAUUAAAGGAGAAAGAAUAUUCUGUGCUGAAUGCUGUAGACCAAGCUCGAGUGUUCCUUGCUGAUCAGCCAAUUGAGGCCCCUGAAGAACCCAGAAGAAACUUACAAUCAAAAACAGAAUUGACCCCUGAGGAGAGAGCCCAAAAGAUUGCCAAAGCCAUGCGCAAACAGUCUUCUGAAGUCAAAGAGAAGUGGGAAAGUCUAAAUGCUGUUACUAGCAAUUGGCAAAAGCAAGUAGACAAGGCGUUGGAGAAGCUGCGAGACCUACAGGGUGCUAUGGACGACCUGGAUGCAGACAUGAAGGAGGCGGAGGCGGUACGGAACGGCUGGAAGCCUGUGGGAGACUUACUGAUCGAUUCACUGCAGGAUCACAUUGAAAAAACCAUGGCAUUUAGAGAAGAAAUUGCACCAAUCAACUUAAAAGUUAAGACAGUGAAUGAUUUGUCCAGUCAGCUGUCUCCACUUGACCUGCACCCAUCUCUAAAGAUGUCUCGCCAGCUGGAUGACCUUAAUAUGCGAUGGAAACUUUUACAGGUGUCUGUGGACGAUCGCCUUAAACAGCUUCAGGAAGCCCAUCGAGAUUUUGGACCAUCCUCUCAGCAUUUUCUGUCUACUUCAGUCCAGCUGCCGUGGCAAAGAUCCAUUUCACAUAAUAAAGUGCCCUAUUACAUCAACCAUCAAACACAAACAACCUGUUGGGAUCAUCCAAAAAUGACCGAACUCUUUCAGUCCCUUGCUGAGCUGAAUAAUGUACGUUUCUCUGCCUACCGUACAGCCAUCAAAAUCCGAAGACUACAAAAAGCAUUGUGUUUGGAUCUCUUAGAGUUGAAUACAACAAAUGAAGUCUUCCAACAGCACAAGCUAAACCAAAAUGAUCAGCUCCUCAGUGUUCCAGAUGUCAUCAACUGUCUGACAACAACUUACGAUGGACUUGAACAAGUACAUAAGGACCUGGUCAACGUUCCACUCUGUGUGGAUAUGUGUCUCAACUGGCUACUCAACGUAUAUGACACGGGUCGGACUGGAAAAAUAAGAGUGCAGAGUCUGAAGAUUGGAUUGAUGUCUCUUUCCAAAGGUCUCUUAGAAGAAAAAUACAGAUAUCUCUUUAAGGAAGUGGCGGGGCCGACAGAAAUGUGUGACCAGAGGCAGCUGGGCCUGUUACUUCAUGAUGCCAUCCAGAUCCCUCGGCAGCUGGGGGAAGUAGCAGCUUUUGGAGGCAGUAAUAUUGAACCCAGUGUCCGCAGCUGCUUCCAACAGAAUAACAACAAGCCAGAGAUAAGUGUGAAAGAGUUUAUAGACUGGAUGCGCCUGGAGCCACAGUCCAUGGUUUGGCUGCCUGUUUUACAUCGAGUGGCAGCAGCCGAGACUGCAAAACAUCAGGCCAAAUGCAACAUCUGUAAAGAAUGUCCAAUUGUUGGGUUCCGGUAUAGAAGCCUAAAGCAUUUUAACUAUGAUGUCUGCCAGAGUUGCUUUUUUUCUGGUCGAACAGCAAAAGGUCACAAAUUGCAUUACCCAAUGGUGGAAUAUUGUAUACCUACAACAUCUGGGGAAGAUGUACGAGACUUCACAAAAGUGCUAAAGAACAAGUUCAGGUCAAAGAAAUACUUUGCCAAACACCCCCGGCUUGGCUAUUUACCAGUCCAGACGGUUCUUGAAGGUGACAACUUAGAGACUCCUAUCACUCUCAUCAGUAUGUGGCCGGAGCACUACGACCCCUCUCAGUCUCCUCAGCUGUUUCAUGAUGAUACCCAUUCAAGAAUAGAGCAGUACGCCACCCGGCUGGCCCAGAUGGAAAGGACAAAUGGGUCUUUCCUCACUGAUAGUAGCUCUACCACAGGAAGUGUGGAGGACGAGCACGCCCUCAUCCAGCAGUACUGUCAGACGCUCGGAGGAGAGUCCCCCAUGAGCCAGCCUCAGAGCCCUGCGCAGAUCCUGAAGUCGGUAGAAAGGGAAGAACGGGGAGAACUGGAGCGGAUCAUUGCUGACUUGGAGGAAGAACAAAGGAAUCUGCAGAUGGAAUAUGAACAGCUAAAGGAGCAGCAUCUUAAAAGAGGACUCCCUGUUGGUUCACCCCCAGACUCUGUUGUAUCUCCCCAUCACACUUCUGAGGAUUCAGAACUGAUAGCAGAAGCCAAGCUCCUCCGGCAACACAAAGGUCGGCUGGAAGCAAGGAUGCAGAUUUUAGAAGAUCACAACAAACAGCUGGAGUCUCAGCUCCACCGACUUCGACAGCUGCUGGAGCAGCCUGAAUCUGACCCCCGAAUCAAUGGCGUCUCCCCGUGGGCUUCCCCGCAGCAUUCUGCACUGAGCUACUCGCUUGAUCCGGAUCCUGGCCCACAGUUCCAGCAGGCAGCGGCGGAGGACUUGUUGGCGCCACCUCGUGAAACCAGCACAGACCUCACUGAGGUCAUGGAGCAGAUCAACAGUACAUUUCCAUCUUGCUGUCGACAAAAGGAAUUUUCAGAGUUAAGUUCAUCUCAUCUAUAGGCUGUCUUUGAAGCAAAUCUCCCCAGCAGGCCACAGGCAAUGUGAAGUAGUCAUCCAGCCAACCAACAUUUCCUGAUGUUACAGUAUUACCCUUCUCAGCAAAUGCCAGUUCCAAGUUCCAUUUAAUCAGAAGCUGCAUGGCUCUGUGAAACAUGCUGUUGAGUGCAGGCUGUGUCCUACUGAAGGAGUAAAACACUGACUAUCCAAAGAGAAAAGGAUAUUUUGUUUUUAUAAUAACCAUAUAUUAUUGUUUUCUUCCCUUUCUAUGCAACUGUAAAUUAAUGAACAGAGUGGUAUUUGGAAAUGGUAAUACAUUUGUCACUGAUUUGUAUAAUGUAUACAGCAUUGGGAGUGUGGGGGGGGGAGCUUUCUAAUACUCUAUCUUCUUUUUAAUAACCAUGUCACAAAUGGGCUAGGAAUUAGAAGAAAAUUUUACAUUUUUACAUUCCUUCUGUUCGUAUUAACCUUGUACAAUAACUUCAUUUAUUUCCUUCACUCUUUUACCAUUAUGUUUUGGUUAUUUAUGAUUCAUCAGCCAUAUGACCAAAUAGAUUUCCUAUAUUUGUUUUCAUGAUUUGGCCAAAUUAAUAAGUUCAUAUAUUUCAGCCAAUUAUCAUAUAUAUAUAUGAGGAUUAGACUGCAGUUCUGUGUAUACCAUUUAACUUUGACAUCCUACACAUACUUCUUUAGUGACCACUUGGAUAACCACAAUAAAAAUGCUCUGGGCCUAAAUGGCAUUUUUGUUGGAUUUUUUCCUUGCAUUUUAUAGCCCAGCACUAUAUAAGUAGGUCUCGAUUUCUUUAUUUAUUUCAUGUCCCAGUCCAGAUGAGAGGGGAGUCUUAAAGCAGACUUAUAAUCUCAAAGACCCUUUAACCAAAAGUUGCCUCAUUAAGCAUAUUUUUAUUUUGACACAAAAACAAACUUUGUAUACAACCUUUCCUAGUUCCCAGGUCUUGAUUUUCGUCAAUAAAUACACACCACACUUUAUGUAAUUGGGCUACCAGAGUGUAUCAUUGUAUUUAGUUUCCUUUGAAGAUAUUUUUAUCAUUGCUUAUAUAUUCUCACACCCUUUAUCAUACUUGAAACUCACAGUUAUUUUCAUUCUGAAAGAGGCCAACAGAUACAGAUUUCGUGCAUAUCUCAUUCCACCUUUGUGAGUAAAUGAACAGAUGUUUUGUUUUCCUCAGUGUGAUCAAUGCAUUUGCAAAAGAUAUUGUCAAAAGCCUGUGUCACUGCUUCUGUAGAAGAAUGAAAUUCAUGCUAAGAUGGUGGUACCCCUGCCUGUAGCUUUCAGUGGAUUCAGUUAGGUAUUUGAUUCCGCCUCUAAUUUAACAUUUAAUUGAUUCAGUUUAAACAUGUUAUUUAAUUACCAAAUGUAGAGAAACCAAAAAAAAAAAAAGUCAAAAUAA
Messenger RNA from Loxodonta africana (African savanna elephant), 11924 nucleotides. It is a transcript of the gene UTRN, whose product is annotated as utrophin. The transcript has 76 exons. NCBI's taxonomy places the organism in Eukaryota, Metazoa, Chordata, Mammalia, Proboscidea, Elephantidae. The record is from RefSeq and is a predicted model, not a curated record. Gene Ontology annotation, cellular component: cell junction; Z disc; cell projection. Gene Ontology annotation, biological process: muscle cell development; synaptic signaling; actin cytoskeleton organization. Bases 205 to 10515 code for a protein of 3436 amino acids. Gene Ontology annotation, molecular function: actin filament binding; zinc ion binding.